GUUGUCGAGACAGGGUCUCUUGCUUUUUGGUAACGAAUUGAUCAUAACUGGAUCUAACUCACAAGGCAAGCCACGGUGUUUGUUGGCCGAGUUCUUUCUGCUCUCUAUCUUAUAUCCUUCAAGAUGGCCGUCCCCGGGUCUUGUCGUCGCCAUCUCUUCCAUCUCUCCCAUCGUUCACGCAGCAAUCCUACAACGACAACACAGUCAAUCACCCGCGGAUUUCAUUCUUCCCCUACCACCAUGUCUACCUUCGCUGCCUUCAAACUGCCCAGCAUCUCCAACGAGCCAAACGCGCACUACACCAAAGGCUCGGCGUCCCGAGAGGGCCUGGUGUCGGCGUUGGAGGCAUUCAAGUCCAAGAGUCCCCUCGAGGUACCCCUCGUCGUCACGGGCAAAUCGAUAAAGACCUCCUCGAUCCUGACCCAGAACAACCCAUCUUCCCACUCGACCUCAGUCGCAAAGUAUUCGAACGCCUCGGCCGAAGAUGUCCAGAACGCCAUCGACGGCGCCCUGGCCGCGAAGCCGGCCUGGGAGUCUCUCCCCUUUGCAGAUCGGGCCGCCAUCUUCCUCAAGGCCGCGGACCUCAUCAGCACGAAAUACAGAUACGAGAUCAUGGCAGCCACGAUGCUAGGACAAGGGAAAAAUGCAUGGCAGGCAGAGAUCGACUCGGCGGCGGAGCUGGUGGACUUUUUGAGGUUCAACGUUCGUUAUGCGGAAGAGUUGUAUGCACAACAACCUCCCUACAAUUCACCUGGCGUGUGGAACAGGGUCGAGUACCGACCGUUGGAAGGGUUCGUCUAUGCCAUCUCACCCUUUAAUUUCACCGCCAUCGGUGGUAACCUGCCAGGCGCUCCGGCCUUGAUGGGUAACGUCGUGGUGUGGAAGCCCAGCCCUUCUGCCGUCGCCUCGAACUACCUGCUCCAUCAGAUACUUGUGGAAGCUGGGCUCCCCGCCGGUGUCAUCCAGUUCGUGCCGGGAGACGCCGAAGAGGUCACAAAAGUCGUCCUCUCACACAAGCAGUUCGCCGCGCUACACUAUACGGGUUCGACUGCCGUCUUCCGGAAACUCUACGGCCAAAUCGGCCAGGGUAUCGCCGAGGGUCGGUACAAAGGAUACCCUAGGAUCGUGGGAGAGACCGGAGGCAAGAACUUCCACCUCGUCCACAACAGCGCCGACGUCGACAACGCGGUCGCCCAAACGAUCCGCGGCGCGUUCGAGUACCAAGGACAAAAGUGCAGUGCGUGUUCGAGACUCUACGUCCCGUCGUCGAUCUGGCCCGAGUUCAGGUCGAAACUGGUGUCCGAGACCGAAAAACUCAAGGUCGGACCGCCGGAGGAGUUUGGCAACUUCAUCGGCCCCGUCAUCCACGAGGCGAGUUUCAAAAAGUUGUCGGGGGUGAUUGACGAAGCCGCGAAACCCGACUCGGGCCUUGAAUUGAUCGUCGGAGGAAAAUACGACGACUCAAGGGGUUACUUUAUUCAUCCUACCAUUUACGUCUCGAAAGAUCCCACCCACAAGAAUUUCACCACGGAAUUCUUCGGUCCCAUCCUGACUUGUCAUGUCUAUGAUGAUUCCAAGGCCGACGCGUUUGAACAAGUUUGCAAGUUGGUGGACAGCACUUCAGAAUAUGGUCUCACGGGGGCAAUCUUUGCUCAAGAUCGUGCUGCGGUGAGAUAUGCCGAAGAGGCUCUACGAAACGCCGCGGGCAAUUACUAUAUCAAUUGCAAGUGUACAGGUGCCGUUGUAGGUCAACAACCAUUCGGUGGGGCGAGAGCUUCGGGUACAAACGACAAGGCGGGUUCCGCGGCCAUCCUGUCACGUUUCGUCAGUAUGAGGUCGAUGAAGGAGGAGACUCUACCGAUUUCGAAAGUCGAAUACCCAUCCAACGAGGUCUGAUCUUGUCCUUUGAACCUGAGGAGGAGAAAAAAAACCCAAACAGGAACCAAAACAAUGAAUAUGAAAUACGAACUCGGGAGGUGGGACAUGAGGAUCCCAAAAUGAAUGGCGUCGAGGUUUACGUUUUACGAAAAGCAAAUCGGACUCGGUGCCGUUACAGAAUUGGUCUGAACCAGUCAAUUAAUUAGUCGAUUGGAAAUUUUUCGAGAUUGAGAACUUCUACAAUUCAGCAUCAGAGUGAAAUACCAAAGUAAACAAGACCAGGUACCAGGUAGGUAGUAUACUCCCGGACUCCAUACGGGAAGUACCUUGGAGUUCGUAACAUGGCAGAAUCGUGAGACCAGAGGCAAAGGGUUCGUUCGUUCUUACCCAGGUGGGUUGACCGAGUACCAAACUUGGCUGCCGAACCGAGGGACUUGUACCUAGGUAGGUAUCAAAUCUUUCUUUUUGGGGGGGGAAGGGGACCAGUCGUUCACUCAGUUCGCUCAUACCAACCCCUUUUUUCCCCCUUUUGAACCAAGAGAGAAUUGCCAAAAAAAAAGGGGGAAGGGGGGGGAAGGCCAGAGAUCCAUCUCAUGAGCCCCCGUGCCCUCCCGCGGUACGGUAUAAUUGUCGACCAAUUCAGAGAAUGUGAAAGAAUACGGAUAUACAUAUCAUACACCGACAGAUACAACACAUACCUACAGGAGUCGAAUCAAAAGUGGCAGGGGGACACAAUGAGACACGCAGACAGACAGACAGACAGACAGAAAGAAAGCGAGGCAGAAAUGUCGAGAGAAAUCAAAAGAUGGACUUCACCAACACCCCAAGUUAAAAAAAAAAGGCAUGGCAAAGGAAAAAACUUGUUUCUUUAAAGAAGGAAAGCUUUGUUGUUGAGCUGCAGAUACUGCAAUGAGAGCAAAAGAAAAAAGUCAUGCAUGGUAAUCAAGAAUGCACUCUGACAAUCCCAUGUGCAACACACACUGAUACCAUUGCUCUUUGAAUCCAAUGAGCU
Messenger RNA from Exophiala oligosperma, 2890 nucleotides. RefSeq names its product 1-pyrroline-5-carboxylate dehydrogenase. Gene Ontology annotation, cellular component: mitochondrial matrix. The coding region runs from base 124 to 1896 and encodes 590 amino acids. Lineage: Eukaryota; Fungi; Ascomycota; Eurotiomycetes; Chaetothyriales; Herpotrichiellaceae. The record is from RefSeq and is a predicted model, not a curated record. Gene Ontology annotation, molecular function: L-glutamate gamma-semialdehyde dehydrogenase (NAD+) activity. The transcript is spliced from 2 exons.